Coprinopsis cinerea okayama7#130 is the source of this 1149-nucleotide messenger RNA. RefSeq lists its product as hypothetical. Lineage: Eukaryota; Fungi; Basidiomycota; Agaricomycetes; Agaricales; Psathyrellaceae. Bases 1 to 1149 code for a protein of 382 amino acids. The record is from RefSeq and is a predicted model, not a curated record. The transcript has a single exon.
AUGUCGCCUGACGUCCCCAAGACCACCGGCCAGAGCUCAACAGGAAUCGCUACCGUGCAGGCCUGUCCCAUGAACGACCUCCCCAACGAACUUCUUGCUUUCAUCUUUCUGUGCUUCCUCCAGGCGUCUUCAUCAUACCCGGAGUCUCUUGAAGAAGGAACCAAGUCCCGCAAACGAUUCGUCGACAGCCUCGAUCACACCUUCUCUUCCAAGAUCCUAUUGACCCACGUCUGCGCUCGGUGGAGAACGAUCAUCACCCACUCACCCACCCUGUGGCAAACCCUCCACUUCGAUGCCUCCUUCUACUGGACAUUCCAGAGCGACUGCAACAAGAUCGCGCGUUCGCUCACUCGCCACCUCCAGCUCUCGUCCGACCUUCCACUCCACGUCAGGCUCACCGGUUGGCCAUGCUCGUUCUUCUCGAGCUUGGUGCCCUUUUGGCGCCUCUCGAACCCCAUCAACGUCGGGAUGCACUUCAAGAACUUGAUAGACUCAGCAAAACGGUGGGAGACGCUGACGAUGAUGGAUAGUCACAUCCAUGUUCUACGCGUCCUUCGACUCCUACCGACCUCCUUUCCAAAACUGAAGCAUUUGGUCAUCGAGCACGACGGCUCCAGCCCAGUCGAGGUGGAAGGUAGUGUCACCAUCGCGAUAGGCCUCGAAGUUCGACAGUUCUUGGAGACGUUCUCCAUGCCCGUGUUGGAGUCGAUUCGAUUUGACGGUCUUCCCAAGUUCAGUGAACUCGUACCUAUGCCGCCUCUCACCGUUGAAGGAGCAGUUGCGAAGUUGACUCGGCUCGAGAUCGCUCAUCCUGCGGAUGUACCGUAUGUCCUCUACUUCCUUCGCUCGGCGGUAAACCUCAAGUCUCUUAAACUGGAGCUAUCUUCUCUCGACGUACCCAUUUCCAGCGAUAACCUUGUUGCCCCCAUCCGACUUGACCACCUGGAACAUGUCGACGUAUCGCUUUCUUCGAAUUCACCUUCCAUUUACCAGUUCAUCAAAGCCAUCGUCGGUCGACUGUCCCUGUCUCGUUUGGAGAAGUUUUUUGUUCGAACACCACCCAUUGGCUCACCAGAAGAACGCGAACAGAUGACCCGCCUAGAGCGCCAUUUCCUGCAAAUUGGGGUGCCUGUCACGAUGUCGGUCUAA